Rubroshorea leprosula is the source of this 1370-nucleotide messenger RNA. NCBI's taxonomy places the organism in Eukaryota, Viridiplantae, Streptophyta, Magnoliopsida, Malvales, Dipterocarpaceae. The record is from the annotation of a GenBank genome assembly.
UUAUUUUAUUUUUUCUUUUUAAAAUUUUGAAAUUUUAAGUUGGUCAAUAUAGUGUUUGCCCAGGUACUUGACUAUUGGGAUGAUAUGGAGUUUAAUGUUAAAGGACAAAGGCUUCAAUUUACCCGUGUUCUUGAUGGACUUGUGGAUUUGAUAGACUUGUCAAGUAAUAAUCUUGAAGGAGAUAUCCCAGAAGAGAUAGUGAAGCUUUCCACUUUGGGUACCUUGAACUUAUCCCAGAACCAGUUAACAGGAAACAUUCCAAAGAAGAUUGGAGCAUUGCAGCUGUUAGAAGCUCUUGAUCUCUCAGUCAAUCAUUUUUCAGGCUCAGGCUCGAUUCCAGAAAACAUGUCUUCUAUGACAUCAUUGAGCCAUUUAAACUUGUCUUAUAGUGAUUUGUCUGGACCAAUCCCAUCAGCAAACCAGUUCCAAACCUUCAACGAUCCAUCCAUUUUUGAAGGAAACACAAAACUUUGUGGAGCUCCAUUGCCGACCAACUGUUCAACACACAAAAAUGAUAUUUCAGAAGGCAAUGCUGGCAAGGACAGAGACAAAGAUGGGUUCAAGAUGCUGUGGUUGGAGUUGCCUCUGGAUUUGUGGUGGGAUUUUGGACAGCCUGUGGAACUUUGGUGAUCAAGAGGUCUUGGAGACGUGCCUACUUCCAGUUCGUUGAAGAAACAGAAGAUAGGAUCUACAUCUUUGUUGCAGUGUAAGGCAGGUCGUUUGCAGAAGAAAGUGAAGGGUGAAAGUUGAGACCAUGACCAAGGUACUUAACUUACAAGCUUUAGAGCAUGUUUGGGUUAGCAUGUUUGGGUUCUUACUGCUUCAGUUUUUUAACAUUAUUUAUAUUUCAUAAGUUUAAAUUUUUUUAAAAAAAUUUUAUAUUUUUAAACCUUAAAAAAAUUUCAAACAAUAAAAACUUAAGAGUUUCAAAUUCAAGUUUUUCAUAAACUUUCUCUUUAUUCAAUUUUUUCCUCACUUUUUCUUAUAUCUAAAAACAAUUUUUAAAUUUUUUUUUCAAUAAAAAUUUAAAUUUAUCACUCAUAAACAAUACUUAAAAAGUAAAAGCUCUGAAAAACUAAACUAAAUAGGCCCUUAAUUUGUUUUUUCUUCUUUGUAAUAAAAUUUUCUCUCCAACAGCUCGUUACGUCUGCUCCAAAAAGGCUAUUUGUGCUGCAAUCUAGUCUUAUUACUUCUGCUCUGAGAAUGCUUUUUGUACCGCAAUCUAGCUUUUACCUUGUCGGCUUUAAAUCGUAAUGUUUAUGUGGUGUAACCAGUAAUAACAAUAAGGUAAUAUCAGCCUUUCACCAUUUUUAUAAUUUCUGUUGUCAAGGAAUGUCAAAAGCUGGAGAGAAUUAAUGCGACUCAAAGAA